AUGACCUUCAAAGUCAACUUGAGACAAAGAACAAAGGAGAUCAGUGAACAAGUGUGGUAUAAGACCAAGGUUCCCAUGCAGGACCAGGUCCUCCAGCUGGGCUCAAAGACCCUAAAGUCCCAGAGAACUUUGUCAUCGUAUGGCAUCGACAAGGAGACAACCAUCCACUUCACCCUGAAGGUGGUGAAGCCCACUGAUGAGCAGCUGCCCUUGGUUUUGGUGGAGCCUGGUGAUGAGGAGCAGAGGCACGACCUCCAGGUACGAAGGUCCAGCUCAGUGGCCCAGGUGAGACAGGUGUUUCAGACUCAGAGAGCUGUAACGCCUAAGAAACUGAUUGUGGCUUGUUGA
Molecule: messenger RNA, 348 nt
Organism: Bubalus bubalis (water buffalo)
Lineage: Eukaryota; Metazoa; Chordata; Mammalia; Artiodactyla; Bovidae
Product: ubiquitin D-like
Exons: 1
Coding region: 1-348 (115 amino acids)
Biological process (GO): response to type II interferon; positive regulation of apoptotic process; ubiquitin-dependent protein catabolic process
Cellular component (GO): nucleus
Molecular function (GO): proteasome binding; protein binding
Source: RefSeq, a predicted model, not a curated record